Messenger RNA from Geodia barretti, 6400 nucleotides. The record is from the annotation of a GenBank genome assembly. NCBI's taxonomy places the organism in Eukaryota, Metazoa, Porifera, Demospongiae, Tetractinellida, Geodiidae.
GGAAAAGGGAGUGUUCACGUGACCAAGAUGCUUCAAAACAACAGCGAAGAGAAGCUGCGCUAGUAGCCAGGAAGGCAGCAGACCGAGUUUAAAACAGUUCCUAAAGCUCCCCGAGUUGUAAGUCCUUUUAGUUGCAAGAAGCUGCGAAUAAACCGAUCGUCGAUCGCAUGCGCUGCGCACGUCGUACACCGGUCGUGCAUGGUGCGCAGUAUACAGAGUGUCGCUGUUUCUUUCGUAGAAGGGAAGGACAGUGAUAUGGAAGCCGUGAGACCCAAGAGCAAAGGAAAGGGCAAAAAGAAGACCAAGCCAAAGAGGGAGGAAAAGGGUACUGCAGAGUUGCCAGCAAGUUCUGGAGGUGCCUCAGUGUCGGCAUUAGCAUCUCCUGUUACCACGGAGACGAAACCGGAAUGUACCCCGACUGACGAAACUGAACCCUCGGCUCCUCCAAAAACUGAUGACGUAAUUCAAGACGAUGUAAUGCAUUUACUCUCUACAGCAGUGACAAGCUGCAACACCGAGUCUGGCUCGGGGGUUGAUGGGACUAUGGGAGAGAUGAAAUUACGGAGUGACGACGAGCAGUUGGAUAAACAGUCGCUACAGAAGAGUAGGAAUAGAAAAGAAAUGGAGUCACAAGGUGAAAGUAUGGAGCUUCAAGAUAAAGAGACUGCGUCAUCAGACAGUGAGGAGAGAGUAUCACAGAUGGAAGAGAAACAGAUAGAGACUGCCACAGAGCGCGAUGUACUACUUCACUCCAGUGAUGGGGGCGUUUCCAGCGGGCCUGGUAUGGAACAGAGACCGUCUGGCGUGGAACGGGGACAGAUUGGUGUGGACCGGAGACAGGUUAGCAUGGAACAGAAACCGGAAGUAGGCGUGGAACGUUCAAAUCUUGGUCUAGGAGUGAUUGGUAUGGAACAGAGACAGACUGGUAUGGAAGGAGGACCGGCUCAGGUUACAGUAAUAAGUGUGACUAAUGAAGCAACAGACAUUACAGUUACAGAGAAGGCAGAAAAUCUAGAGGAGGAAGAAAGUGAGCAACAUUCCGAUCUCUUAGCUACAGCACAGCCGUCAGUUGAUAAGGCACUGACCCAGCCAGUUUCAUUACCAGUUGUAGAAACUCCUACAGUAGCGUCAAGUACAUCAACGGUCGUCGUGGAAACCAACACUACCGUCGCCACGGAAACACCAGAAUUACCUCGCGAAGUUGCCAUGGCAGCAGACACCGCCUACCCCUCCCUGUCGACCCUGAUGUAUGCAGCGGAAGAAGAAGAAGAAGAAGACUUGAUUCCUUUUUCCGAGCAGGACCUGGGGCUGCUCUAUCAGAACAGGCAGCUGGAUGCCAGGGAGGACACAGAGGAGGCAUUUAUUAGAAAUAGUUGGCAGGAGCACCACCGGCUGUACGAGCUGCUCUCUCUCUACCAAAAGUCCUUGCUUGCUCUGUCCGCUGCCAAGGCACACUUACAGUCUCUCAGAAAUGAAUACAACACUCGGAAACCGUUGACAUGGAAAUUCGAGACCCAAACAAUUACGUCAUCGGCCAAAUGUGGGGAUCGUACGAGGGUGUCACAUGACCACACCUUCAAAAAGGCGGUCUUUAUUCCGGAAGCAGCUGUACUCUUUAACGACACCCUGACCGGAACAAGGGAACUGCUACAAGAGGAGCUGUGCAUGAAGUCCUACUCCAGCCAGCUGGCAAGAAUUCACAUUGAGCACUUUCUCUCGGAGCUCGUCAGUUCAAUUCACGUUCCGACUCAAGAAGACGCUGGUUUUGCUGCCUGGGUACCCGAGAGCCCGCCGGGGAGUCUGGACUCCUCCUCCUCCCCACACAUGAGAGACGCCAUUUCCGUUCUCUUCAUGUUUGAGAGACGACCGCAGCGAGACAAGCAGUUCACCCAGGACUGUCGACAGUGGCUCAACAUGUUGAUGAGUGUGCAGCUGAGGGUGGCGACGCUGACGGACCACCAGUUCAUCCAACACCAUCUCCUGCGAUGCCCUCCCGGAGUCAGCCGGUGGGCCGCCUCCUAUCUCCAGGUCGCGUCCCCGUUGGAUACGGUCGGAAGUUUGGAGACUCAGUUCGGACAGAGAGAUAUCUUGACUGGCACCACUCCAGACCAUCGCUAUGGUUACGACUGGGGAGUGGGGAUGGGACUGCACCAAGACUGGGGUGGACCCCUCCUUGAUCACUUCGUCUGUUGCCUGGCAACGCUCCUCCUGCCGAUCAAACAACGAGACGAGUUCCUUGUUUCUCUCAGUGUUCCCGUGACAACGUCGGGGGAAGGAGAGAGGCAGAGAUGGACAUUUGUUGAAGACGACUUAGAAGAGGAGGACGAAGAGAAUAUGAUGCUUUUGAAAGAGUCGGACUUUAUCAGUUUCUUCGAUCAGUUCCCGUUCUCCGAAAUGUUUAAACACAUACUCAGGAUUGGAGAAAACGGGGAAAUUCCUGUUGCCGAGACGACGAGCUACCAGAUGCUACGGCUGAUUGCAUUCUCGACAUGCCUCAUCCGGUUGCUAGGUGCUGCCUUCUCAACGCUGCGUCUGGCUAGAUACAAGGAAUUUGUGAAACAAGUUGGCCGAACCAUAAGACAAACGGUGCAGUAUGUAGCAGACACCUGGUCCCUCUACCGCAGUCACAGAAUCUCUCUCGGCGACACGCUCUCCCACCUCCCUCCUUUACCUCUGCAUCAGGAGGGAGGGGAGGCGCGAUACUCGCUCAACAGGCUCCAGAUCGAGUUUGACCAGUUUGUUCUUCGGGCAACCCAGUGGAUUCUUACCGCUCACAGAUUAGGGGCGUGGCAGUUCCUCGCUGACAUGCCGUACUCUGCACUCUCCCUCAAGGCUGUCUGGAACAUCUUCUACUGUAUCUAUGGCAACCAAAUGAACCAAUAUGAUUGGUCACCUGGUCGUGAGGGUAGGGAAAGGGGAGGACGAGAAGUACAUACUCUAUCUACCAUCAACGAAAUUAUCGAUUCAUUAAAAGACCCCACCCACAAGGCCCAGUUUGCGGACAUGCUACUGAAGACGUUCACGUCGGAGGCCGUCUUUCUCCUCACCACCUUUGCCAACAUGGCCAGGAGUUGCCAUGGCAACGAGCAGGAAGAGAGGCAGUUCAUUAGUACCAGUCGCCUUGGAGAUAUUUGAGGUAACCCAGGUAACCGAGUUUUCCAGUGACGUGUACUCUCGCACGGGGGCGUCGCUAUUGGAUACCAUCGCCAUGAUGCACCCCUUUGUUAUCUCCGUCCUGAUUGGUCGCAUAGUGAAGUCAUUGACAGUGUUGGAGAGAAUUGCGUGUCGGUUGUGAAGGAACUUCCACUCAACGUUUGGACUCCGACCUCUAGCGAUCUUAGCCACACCCACCAGUGGCUUGUGGGAACGCCCAUACAGUCUCCACCCAACAAGCUGGCUCGCGUGUUGCUAGGGCAACUCAACUGGGGCAGAAAGACCGAUCGUGGUUCCAAUGAUCUGGUACUGGACUGGUGGACUCACAGGGCUGUGGCUCUGAUGGUGGUAGAGGCUCACUCUGUCCAUCUUCCCUCUCACCCCGGAGGCAGGGAAUUCAUCUCCUACCAGUCUUCCAUCGGCAAGUACAAGAGUACGCUGCAGCGACUGACGAUGUCACUGGACGAGAAGAAUUUCAUCACCUGGUGUUGGGAAGUUCUCCUGAUGCUCAAACUCCACCCAAACCAGGUGAUACACCCCUCAAUGGAGGUUCUUACUCCGGAGUCAAGUACCCCACAAGACUCCGCUACUCCAGGCCCAGCCAAGGACCCCAGCGUCUACAGACGCCGUGUGGAACCGGAAUGGGCCCGACUCUCGCCAGACAGCGACGAGAUCGUCCUUCCUGACCUCACCAGUACUGGAGAGAGAGAGCUGGCGGAGUUGAGGGACGCCGUCCACUACGAUGGGACGCUGGCGGCCUACGUCGCUCUCUGUCUCACUAGCAUUGGAUCAGAUACCGACCAUUUCCUGCUCGGAGGACUUCCGUUGCUACAGCGACUGAUAGACGAGGGAUACAUUCUACCUGCUCUCAGGGUUAUCGCUAACGUGACUCCGAGAUUUUUCAGACACAAGAAGAUCCUUAUUGAAGCAUCUGGAUUCCUGAAAGCUGUGGUCGCCGUGGCAAACGCUGACUCGGCAGCUGCGUCUUUCCGCGAUCGCAUCACUUUCUCCACUCCCGAACCACUACUUCUGCGAAAGAUGGCCGGGCUUCUUCAAACUCAGCUACACCGGGGGCGUUGCCAAGGCAACCUGACUGAGAGUGGGCGUGGUGAAGGUCACGUGACCACCAGUGGGUGUGGUCAAGGGGGCGGAGUUAGUGGGGAGGUCAUACUUCAGUUCUGGUUACACAUCUUUCUGUCGUACCCCAGCUGGUACAGAGAGCAGAGUUUGCUGUACCUGGUAAACACCCUCUGUCUGGCGGCGUUUAGCGAGCCGGAGUGGCACCGCAUUCUAAUUGAUGCCCUCUUUGAGGCCUAUCGGACGCUGGGUCCUCUCUACGCUAGAGGUGGCCUUUUCUCACCAGUUUUGUCCAUCGUCAGCUCUUCCGGGCCGCCUUCCAUCUUCACCUCUGUUUCGAUAAAAGAGUGCCCGUGGCUGGCGUUUUUCUCGCUAUGUGCCGAGCAACGGUUUGAGGAGAAGGAGGGGAUUUGGAGGCAGCUGCUUAUUCAACUCAAAAAGGAUCCGAAAAUCGCAAUUGAAAAUGCCCUGAAGAAAGUGUUUGUGGAACUGAAGAAGCCCCAGGGGUCCUUUAGUGCCGACAGUCUGUCCAUCUACCGCUGGGCCGAGUUCUGUUCCAGCGUGGAACCGGGACACCCCAUCGUCCCCCUGGUGUGGCAGAAAUUCUUCUCCCUCUACCUACAGAGACCGGUUCUGGACUCGACUCUCCCAGAGAGAGGCAGCCUGGGUCUCCGUUUCUUCUCCCAGUCUCGUGCCAACUCCCAGCGCAGGCAGAUGAAGUCCUGUCUCUCUGCCGUCGUCAUGAAGACCCAGUCGCAGAUCGGUCGACAGAGCAGAACCAGCGACGACGAAGACAGAGGAGGGGGAGGAGGACCUCAAGUCGAGAGAGAACGGGAGUACCUACUGAACACGCUGAGUUUUUUCCAGACGCUGAACCUGUGGCUGGAGGAGCCUCGUCUCCACGACGCCUCACUCUACCUCCCCGGUCUUCCCCAACAAUACAACUCCCAGCGCCUGGCAACCAUAUUUUCUCCUCCAGAGUUUUGUUUCUGGAUGGAGUUCGUCCCGGUGUCGGAGGUCAAAGUUCGACGGGCAGUUCUCAUUGACGAGUGGCUGCAGGUGGAGUCUUAUCAGAAGACUCUCGCUAGCCACACCCCCAAACCACCACGGGAUGAUGCCAUGACGAGAAUUCGGAAGAGACUUGAUAAGGGCAAGCAGCCCGUGGCUCCGCCCACUUUACAAGUCGGCCCCGCCCCCUUUGAGCACCUAACGGAGGAGAUAAUGUUGUCGCAGGAUUCUCUUCUCGUGUUUUUGAAGAGCGACAUUCAGUUCGUAGUCCAGCAAGCCAGUUCUCACUCAACGAAGGCGAACGUCCUGGUAACCCUAGACACCCAGUACAUGGACGGCCUACCCGUUCUCUACUCCAACCAGCCGAGACAGUUUAUGGUCUCCGUUCCAUGCAAGCGGUCCUCCUCCAGGUGUGCCGGACCUGCCACCAUCGUUUUCAGGUAUGAAGAGAUAGAGUUGAGUCCGAAAUGGGAGCAGAUGCUAAAGGUCAACAGGUCGGAGUACGAGCAGCUGGUAGCGUCUCUCUCUCUCCCGCUCUCCCUCGAUUUCUGCAAGGCCGUCGUACGAAUGGAGCACACCGUCAGUGAGUUGUCUCGUAUGGCGGAACAGCUGCCUGAGACGGAGAGGUCAAAGGCCGUCCAGUCUGGAGUAAACCUGUUUUACGAGAUCCUGACCAGUCUCAAUCUGGACUGUCGCCAGUUUCCCCCGUCAUGCCAGUUCCUGACCUCCUGCGUUCAGAUACUGGGGCAGGAGUUCAUACAAAAGGACCCUUCUCAAACUGUCAAAAUCCUCGAUUGUCUCAUCAAACAGCCGAGCAAGGCAGACCUUCUGGCGCCGCUGUUCCACCCCAACAACAGCCCCGCCCACUUCCUGGAGAUGUAUAGCAACGUUGAGACGGUUGCUAGGGAAGAAGGGCCCAACGUUGCCUUCUCUGUUUUGACAAAGUUCAACGUCCAGGACUGGCUUGACGGCUACUCGUCUUCGCUCGUAGACAGAAGUACAUUCCUCCACCAAAUAUGGAGAGGCAUUCUCCUGUGUGGACCAAGGCCUUCUCUGGAGUUUGAAAUUCUGCUGGAGGUAAAAACUUCACUGCACUCUCCAGCUAUAGUCAUAUGUAUUCAGGAUGGUUGGUUGGCCUGUCCUUCCCUCCACUUGCUUGCUA